AUGUCUACCGAAUACACUCCGGAUUCCAACGUCGAGAGCAGACUGCAAGAUGAUUCAUACGCAACUCAGACCAACGAGCCAGUUCCAGUGCAGAGCGACAAUAAGGGAGUUGAAGAUCCAAUAAAUGCAUCACGUGCUGAUUCUGAUCAACAAUUGGAACAAGAUGAUAAGGAGGCUAUUGACAAGUCGAACAUCGUGGACGAACGUACUCGGGGUGCUAAGCCAAUGGGAACAUAUAGGGAGCCGGGGGAUAAGGUAGCUGGGUUAGAAUAG
Trichoderma gamsii is the source of this 273-nucleotide messenger RNA. RefSeq lists its product as hypothetical. The transcript is spliced from 2 exons. Bases 1 to 273 code for a protein of 90 amino acids. Lineage: Eukaryota; Fungi; Ascomycota; Sordariomycetes; Hypocreales; Hypocreaceae. The record is from RefSeq and is a predicted model, not a curated record.